AUGAGUGGCGCGCGCGGUGCGGGGGGAGUACCGACGGUUUCUGGGAAUUCAGUCGCCAUGGAGCGUUUCACCGGUGCGGACCGUGCAUUUUGUGUGCGCGAGUUUUAUCGAAACAAUGAUUCGGCUACCAUUGCGCGGCGUAAAUUUCGAGAAUAUCAGAAUUUACGCAACUUUAAAGACAUUCCAAGUGUUCAAACGAUUAAGAACUGGGUUAUUAAGUUCGAAGAGAGUGGUUCGACGUUGGAUAAACAACGGUCAGGUCGACCAAGGACAUCACGGACGGAAGAAAACAUCGAUGUAGUGAAACACUCAAUUCGUGAAAAUCCUACCCAGUCUACUCGUAAGCGUUCCAGUGCAUUAAACUUAACCAGAACAUCGUUACAGCGAAUUUUAAAGAAAGAUUUACAUCUUCACCCGUACAAGAUUCAGUUAGUACAGGAAUUAAAAGAUACUGACACUAUCCACAGACUAAAUUUCGCAAAUGAAAUGUUGAACCGCUUUACUUCGUUUAAUAACGUGUUAUUCUCUGAUGAGGCUCACUUUCACAUCAACGGCCAUGUCAAUAAGCAAAAUUGUCGCUACUGGAGUUGCGAAAAUCCAAAUCGCAAACAUCAAAAGCCCUUACAUAGCCCUAAAGUGACAGUUUGGGCGGCUAUGUCAGCGCAUGGCAUUAUAGGCCCUUACUUUUUUGAGGACGGCAGAGGCCGCGCGCUUACUGUUACUUCACAACGGUAUGUAGCUAUGAUCCAGGACUUUUUUACACCAGAGUUGCAGAAUUUUCCAGGCUUCAAUACGCGGACCUGGUUUCAACAAGAUGGAGCAACUGCCCAUACCUCUAACGUCGCUAUGCCGGUCGUCCGUCAACUUUUCCAUAAUAAAGUGAUCUCUCGAAGAGGAGAUAUUCCUUGGCCACCACGUAGUCCAGAUCUGACCCCAAUGGACUUUUUCUUAUGGGGUUAUCUUAAGGCUAAAGUGUACGAAACCAACCCGCGGACAAUUGACGUCCUGAAAGAAAAUAUCCAAAGAGAAAUGGCAAACAUUACAGAGCUUACUUGCCACACAGUGAUGGAUAAUUUUAAACGUCGCUUACAGGAGUGCCGCGAUCGUAACGGAUUACAUUUAGAUGAUGUAAUUUUCAAAAAAUAA
Molecule: messenger RNA, 1146 nt
Organism: Parnassius mnemosyne (clouded apollo)
Lineage: Eukaryota; Metazoa; Arthropoda; Insecta; Lepidoptera; Papilionidae
Source: the annotation of a GenBank genome assembly